Molecule: messenger RNA, 5179 nt
Organism: Uranotaenia lowii
Lineage: Eukaryota; Metazoa; Arthropoda; Insecta; Diptera; Culicidae
Gene: magu
Product: SPARC-related modular calcium-binding protein 2
Exons: 12
Coding region: 1959-4079 (706 amino acids)
Molecular function (GO): protein binding; calcium ion binding
Source: RefSeq, a predicted model, not a curated record
UCGACGUCGUUCGCAGUCCAGUUUGGAACUCGCUGAUCGGCGGACGUGUUUUGGGAUUGGCCUUCGAGAAUCUUAGAAAAUAACCCGAAUCGAUUCGGGAUGAACUCAAUUUAUACAAGUUGUGGUUAAAUUUGAGUAGAUUGUCAAUUAGGUAUUCUUAUAGGCAUAAAUAAUUAGUUUGAGAAGUUUGGCUUAUCGAAUUAUUGGUUGACAAGUGAUUGACACCACCUCUCCGGUUCAGUGUUAAAGUGUUAAGUCUCGAUCAAAACGGACGGAUGCUAAACAAAUCUGCUGGUUCUCCGUAAUACUCUUUGAAGUUUUGAUAAUUGCAACAGUACUGAUUAAGACGUGAGUGUUUUCAAGUGUGAAUCAACCAUCUCUCUUCCGUAUCCCGUGAAACUAUCAGCUUCAAGAAUUCUUCAACGGGACAAGUGCAGUUUCGAUAAAGUGUAACGUUUUAAAACCGAUCGCGGUGUGUGAAGCUCGUUUCGUUUGUUCAAAAGAAAAAAUUCAAAUUCGAUUCGAUAUCUACCAGUUCAUCGAAGUUCCUCAACCAUCAUAAUAUUUCCGAGCUCUUGACAUCCAUCCCUGGUGCUGAAUAGCAGUGGAGGUGGAGCAUUUCUUCUUCCUCAUCAAGCUCAAGCUAACCCGAUCGACCCGAUCGAGGUCCAUCCUUCCAGAUUAUUUACGACCUAUCGAAAUCAAUUUGAGAGGCGCUAAUUGGGCCUUUUUCGGUGUUCUGAAAACGAGAGACUCGCUGGCCGGCCAGCUGGAGGCUGAUCAUCGAUGAAAAGUGAAAUAAAUUGCUAUCAAUCCCUCUCUGUUGGAAACCUCCAUCCCUGGGUGUUGUUGUUGUGGUGAAAAGAUCUCGGGUGGAAGAACGAAACGACGUGCAACGCAUGGACGACAAAUACGCAUCAAUUCGCGCAACUCGACCCCCGCGCCACUUCUCGCUCGCGCUCAGCAGACACGUCGGAAAUCAAAUAAAUAAAUUUAUUAUCAAAUCAGGUCAAUUUGUAUUAAAAGAAGAAACAUAUUGCGAUUGCCGCGGCUGCGUCCGAAUACAUCAGAAUACGCCCGCUCCGGAGCAACGUGAUCAUCUGUUUGGCCGACAGCUUGCUCUAGGCUAGGAGGAACAAUCAGAAAGCGCCGAACCUCGCUGAUACGAUCACUCUGCCUGGUGUGAUUGUUCAGAAAUGCAUUCUUGCUCUGUAGCGACGUUCUAGAGCUAGUAGAUAUGACAACAACGAAGAUCACCCCGAGGGUCUGCUAGUAUUUAGUGUAGUGAGAAAAUCAACGCGGAGACUCGAAGCAACACGUUCAAUCUUAAUCGUGCAGGCAGCGGCCAAAGUCAGAACCAGAGCCAGAGCAGUACUAUAGUUGCAAUCUUGCGGUCUAGCCGAACGAAACAGCUGCAGCGAAAUACAUACAAGAAUUAAGGAAGAAGAAACUCCCUAAUUAAGGCCGAGGAACAAGAUUGUGCUGAAUCUUCCGAGUAAAUAAAACCAAAAAGUGAAUAGUGUUCGCAUAGGGAACAUCUUGUUUGUAAGUCUCAACAACUACUAAAGCUACUAAGUGAGUGGUGAUAAUAGAAGGAUGGUCACCUUUUGUGCCGUGAACCGGUUCACGCGUGUAGUGUAAACAAAUGUAACAAACGCACAAAAGUUGGUGCUCGGAGUUGAGUGAGUGGAAGUGCUACGCGCAUCUACGCAAAAGAAGCUGCGCGUAUCCUGCCUCAAUUCUGAAUAGAGAUAUAGGUAGCAGUUCUUGAACGGGUGCGGGUAAUAAAUCACCACGAACCUGUCAGCGGGAAUUGGAUUUUCAAGUUGCGGGGCCUUUUCAACGAUUGUGUUUCUAUUGGGUUGCGGCCAAAUUACCAAUUGAACCAAACUCUGGCAGGAGUCCAAUAAAGUGCGCGAAUCGAUUGGCUGUAGGGUUUUGAAAGCCAGAGAAGUUCUAUGCUACUGGAAGGAAAGAGAAGAAAAACGAUGAAACUGACCAUUCUGUGGCUGAUAACGUUGGCGUUGCGCGGGGCGCUGGCGAUUCCCCCCAAGUCGGAACCGACCACGAUUUCCGAGUGUACGGCCAAGGGUGGAGAAUGUGACGAAAGUAAAGGACGGCCCGUUUGUGGCACAGACAACCAGACCUAUCCGACCCGGUGCCAUUUGAUACGAGCGCAGUGCAGCGGUCAUCAGGUUAGCCUCAAGCAUCGGGGAACAUGCAAAGACAUCUGUUUAGCAUCCCGGACGUACGCACUGCAGCACCGGGCUACCUCCCGGAAUGGGGUAAAAUUCGUUCCGCGGUGCCGCGAAGAUGGAACCUACGCACCGGUCCAGUGUCUCGAAGGCGUCGGCUGCUGGUGCGUCAAUGGCCAGGGCAAGCCACUUCCGAAUACCACGGUCCAGCACGGAAAACCGGUUUGCGUCAAGAAGGGAAAAUCUAAUCAACGCCGAUCUUCACCCCGUAAUCCGGUUAGGAACAAUAAACGCAGUUGUUCCCGAAUGGAUCGGGCCGUGUUCAAUCGGAACCUGCUGAAGCUGUUCGAGAACGAGCACAUUCGGGUUCAGCAGAACGUGAAAGGGGCCAUCGGAGGCUUCAACACCAUGGGCUUGAUGGCCAAUUCGGGUGGAGUGCCGAGCGAAAAAACGGUCCUAGAGUGGAAGUUCGCCUCGAUCGACGGAAACCGGAACGGGGUGCUGGACAAAAACGAAUACCGGGAGCUGAAGCGGCUUAUUAAGAAGGUCGUUAAACCGAAGCGCUGUGGUCGAUCGUUCGGUAAAAAUUGUGACGCCGAUCAGGACGAACGUCUGUCUAGGCUUGAAUGGGCCAACUGCUUUUCUAAAGAUAACCUAACACCCGAACUCGAUCUCUACUCUUCAUCCUCAACCUAUCACCUUCAUCACCAAAACCAACAUCAUCAACAUCACCCUCCAGGUGUGGGUCUGGCCGGCGGAAGUGGCGUUGGCAUCGGUGUCGGUCACUUGGCCUCGUCUUCCUCCUCUUCUUCGUCCUCUUCUUCUCCAUCUUCCACCCACCACCACCACCAUCAAUUCCACAAUUCGGGGCCCACGAGCUUCCUCCGAUACGAUGACUCGCAGCAAAAUAGCUCCAACGAUUACACUGAUUUUGACGAUGAAGAUGAUUACUCAGAAAAUGACGACGAUUCGGACGAACAGCCCGAAACCGAUAACACCCUACUCAAUGGACUGCACUUUAGCAUUGCCGGCAAACGGUUGCAGCCCAAUCUGUUGCUGCAACAGGGCAAAACCACCCUAAAUCUGCGAGGCGAACAGGACCCACUCUUCAAGGACAGCGAGGCGGAAUCGGACUGCAUGAGCGAUCGAGCGGCCGCUCUCGAAGAACAACGAGGUGGUGCCACGGCUCUCUACGUUCCGGAAUGUACUGCUGAUGGACGGUAUCAGCGGGUUCAAUGUUAUCGAUCUACCGGUUACUGUUGGUGUGUUCAUGAAGAUACCGGUAAGAAUAUUCCUGGAACCUCGACCAAGGACAAACGGCCUCAAUGUGACAUUUAUCCUGCGGCCAGUGGGCGACAGAUGAGGGGAUGUCCAGACGAUAAGAAGCUGGAAUUCCUGAAAGAUCUGAAGGACUUUUUGAAACAGCAGAUUGCAAGCAACUCGGGAACGGUUGCCGACACUGCCAAAUGGGGAACGGAGGACGAAAAAAUUGCCACCCUUAGUUUCGUUCUGCUGGACAAGAACAAGAAUAAGGUCUGGGAGCGAAAGGAAUGGAAAACUUUCCGGGAACUUGUCACUGCUACCAGACAACUCCGCAAGUGUGGCAAGAAAAUGCCUCGCUACUGUGACGUGAACAACGAUCGGAAGAUUACCCUCUCGGAGUGGCUCAACUGCCUACAGACUCAGCGUGCUCCGUACGUGGAAAAUGGAGCUGCGGCCAAAUCAUCCUCGUCCUACACUGGAUCUAGCCAGUACUCAUCGUCGUCUUUAGGUUCAGGAACCAACAAUCCUCACUCAGACGGCUGGAGACCACCGCUUUCGGCAUCGUCCACUUCCAAAUUCCGGGGUCCAAAUCCGCUGGAAUCGGUUCUCAAAAGUGAUUGAACACAUUUCGUGGUGCAGAGAGGGGAAACAUUUUGUACACUACCCACAAUUAAUGAAUGAGACUUAAGCAACUCCACUGAGAUGAGAGGCGGGCGAAUCUUAUCCAACAAUCAUACUCACAAUGACGAAAAAUCUCAAAAAAAGAAAACGCUGUUAUUACUGUAAACAACAGAAUUGUAGUGCCAUGCUUCCUGUUUAGGUGAACGAGCAAACAAAUAGAAACAACUGCUUCCAUUUUAAGUGCGCACGGGAAUGAGUGAACCAUGAUGCAAUGCUACUAAUACUAUUACUGCUAUCAUUAUUAUUAUUUUAUAUUGUAACGUUAGAUUUUGAAACUAUUUUUAUUUGUAUAAAAAACGGUGUACCAGUGAUAUUUUCGCACUUUAUAUCGCACACUUUCUUGCUAGGAGCCCUGUUCAUGAACCAUCCUUUUACUUCUUUGCAUAUAUGUAUGUAGGUGAGAAUUAUAGGACCAACAGUCGAAUCCUGUGAGCUUCGAUUGUUUUUAAAACUUUUCUAAUUUUUUUCAAAACGACGAAUCUAUGAACAAGUUGCCCCGAAAUCAGUAUUAAAUAUCGAAUUGUGCAUGUGCUAAAACGUCGAAUCUUUCAGUUGAUUUCGAUUAUCAUUUAAAAAAAAACGAACAACAAAUCGACUACAUAAGUGGUCACUCUUGAGUAGUCGGAGGUGACUAAAAAGUGCGUGUGAUAUAUGUUAUUUAAUUUAAAUGUGUACGUUAUUUUUCGUCUAGAUUGUAGUUGUUUUUUUUUUUAAUUGUCAAACUCAUUUAAGUCUAAAAUUGUAAUUUUGUUUAAGGAGUUCUGUCUUAUUAGUUAGUAUUGGUAGAUUUUGAUUUAAGCAAACAAUACAAGCAAACCCUACGAGCGCAAAGUGUAUAGUUUCGAUGUUUAUGUUUUAGCUUUUUUUUUAGAGUGUCGUUAGUAUGCUGUUGCUGCUGCAUCUGGAUGGCAUCUGGUGGGUGAAAGAGGGAUUAUUUUGGAUGUAAAUCGAAAAAAAGGAUGAAUCACUCCUUUUAAACUCGUACUGACAAGUAAACCAUGUGACAAUUGUAAAAUAUACAUACCAGCAUCCAUUUAAAA